GGUCUUGAAGAAUACUGACAGAAUGCACAUGAUGACAGUCAAGCAGUGUGGUGUAUGGGCUGUAUUGCUCUGGCCCUAUCUGCUUUCUGUAAGCAUCCCACUAGACUGUAAAGAAGAGCAGGGCAGCCUCUCCCGCUGCCCCUCCAUCUCCCAAGAAAAACUUCUUGACCGAGUCAUCCAGCACGCUGAACUCAUCUAUCGUGUCUCUGAGGAAUCAUGUUCUUUGUUUGAGGAGAUGUUCGUCCCUUUUCCAUUGCGGCUCCAGAGGAACCAGGCUGGUUAUACAUGUAUAACCAAAGCCUUACCCAUCCCCAGCUCCAAAAGUGAAAUCCAACAAAUAUCUGACAAAUGGUUGCUUCACUCUGUGCUGAUGCUGGUCCAGUCAUGGAUCGAGCCUUUGGCCUAUCUGCAGACCACUCUAGAUCGGUACGAUGAUGCUCCAGAAAUGCUGCUCAACAAGACAAAGUGGGUGUCUGAGAAACUGAUCAGUCUGGAGCAAGGGGUGGUGGUCCUUAUCAAAAAGAUGUUGGAUGAGGGGAUGCUAACAACAACCUACAGUGAACAAGGCCUCUUCCAGUAUGAGGUGCAGCCAGAGAUGUUGGAAUCUGUUAUGAGAGACUACACCCUACUCAGCUGCUUCAAGAAAGACGCUCAUAAGAUGGAGACUUUCCUCAAGCUUCUAAAGUGUCGGCAAACAGACAAAUACAACUGCGCAUAAAACAUAAAUUGCAGCUUUUAAAUAAUACAGUGUUUAGCUUUAAAUGAAUUCCUGAGGUUGGUAGCUGUGCACUUAUAGAUAUGACCAUGCCUUAGGCUAUUCAGCCUUGCUUGCAAUGCAGUACAUUCUUUAUUGAUUGUUUUGGAACACCUUCACACAAAACUAAGUAGGUGUAAUGCUGUGCCCUUUCUUCAACACGCUGCAUUUUAUAUUUCCCAGCUCAGUUGUUAUUUUAACCUGGCAAAGGCAACAGAGGGCAAACUCCCAAAAGAUUAUUUGCAUGUCGAGCUGUCAAAAAAAUCUGCAUAUCCUGCCAUUGAUUUCCAUUUCCUUUGUUCUUAACUGGAGUUUGUAUUCUUCGCUGAGUCUUGCAGUGUUUUGAUUAUUCCCAUGGCCCCCUGAGUAUUCAGUGAGACUCCCUUUUUAAAUGGAGUUGGUUUCACUUCUGCAUUAGUGAAAUGAAACACUUUCACCGGAGAUGGGAGUCAAACAGGGAGCAAUCACUACUUAGAAAAAGAGACACAUUUUGAUUGGUGAGAGGGAGUGUGAGAAAGACAGGGAGAGAACAAAUAACAGCUAAAAUGAGAGGCAAGGCUUAUCUGGAGUUUUUGACCAAGGUUGAGAUUUGUUGAGUGUUCAAAGAAUCAUGAAUAUUUCUAUGCCUAAAUGUGCCUAAUUCGACCUGAAUGUAAUAAAAGAGGUGUAUUAAGAAUAUACCUUAUUCACUUUAAAUAAAUAAUAAUGAAAGAACAUAAAAUUAAAAUUUUAAUUGUAAGAUGUUGUGAAUAUAUAAUGCAGAAUGCAAAGCACACCUUUUUCUAUAUUCCCAUGUAUAAAUAGAAGAAGCCCACUGUAAUGUAAAAACCUUUCUAGUCAACUGCUGGUGAUUUAAGAAGCUAAUAAAGCAAGCUGUGGAAAGAAAAAAAAAAAA
Lates calcarifer (barramundi perch) is the source of this 1649-nucleotide messenger RNA. It is a transcript of the gene smtla, whose product is annotated as somatolactin alpha. The record is from RefSeq and is a predicted model, not a curated record. Bases 23 to 718 code for a protein of 231 amino acids. Gene Ontology annotation, cellular component: extracellular region. NCBI's taxonomy places the organism in Eukaryota, Metazoa, Chordata, Actinopteri, Centropomidae. Gene Ontology annotation, molecular function: growth hormone activity; growth hormone receptor binding. Gene Ontology annotation, biological process: positive regulation of receptor signaling pathway via JAK-STAT; animal organ development; positive regulation of tyrosine phosphorylation of STAT protein. The transcript is spliced from 5 exons.